Branchiostoma belcheri (Belcher's lancelet) is the source of this 2983-nucleotide messenger RNA. RefSeq lists its product as uncharacterized. The record is from RefSeq and is a predicted model, not a curated record. Lineage: Eukaryota; Metazoa; Chordata; Leptocardii; Amphioxiformes; Branchiostomatidae. Gene Ontology annotation, biological process: proteolysis. Bases 493 to 2724 code for a protein of 743 amino acids. Gene Ontology annotation, molecular function: calcium ion binding; metalloexopeptidase activity. The transcript has 13 exons.
CACGGCCCAGUCUAGAAUUUCUCAGUAAAUUUUAAAGAGCGCUCGUCCAAAAGACUGUCGCCUUCCUGUUCGUCUCAUUUCUUGCUUACGCAUCUAGUCUUGUCCCUUUGCCAACUAACGGUUGAGUUGGAGACAUACACUGUCUAAAAGUGUCUAAAUGUUGACUGACGGCCAGAUGGGCAUCACCUCGCUUGCUGCCAGGCCCAACAGCCAUUGAAGACGAUCGACCUUUCUACACAGAGCAAUCGCAAACACGACUCAGCUCUUUACAGUCGCUAUAGAACCAAACAAAGGAGUUCUUGAAACUAUUUUCACUGACAAAAGGGCUACGGUACAUCGGCGGUGGCUGCAGUCCCUCAGGAGCUUCUUUGGCCACUUUUUCGGGGGCGCUCACGUGACCGUGCUUACGUCCAAACAUCGCUGAACUAUGCACAGAGAGGAGAGGAAGCAACUCGUGGGCGUUAGAAAUUAGGCACGGCGCUGCAGCAAGCCAUGGGGAGGCAGUUUGGAAGUCUGUGGCCGGUCUUUGCCUUGUCUGCAAUAUCCAUACAAAUAGUUGGAGUUGUCCACGCCGAUAUUCCUGAAGUCUCGGUGAGAGCUCUGAAGGACUCUCUACAAGGACCUUUCGGCGUCAUCAGGCACCACCUAACGAACCCCUCAGGAAAGGCAGCGGCCAGGACACACAUCAAAGAUGUGUUUGAAGAGUACGGCUUGGAAGUUACUGUUCAGAACUUCACUGGGCCGGGGGGAAACCUGGAUGAAAGAGGCACCAACAUCAUCGGCGUGAAGCGCGGGAAACUGAACGGAACUUCAGGCGACAAGAUUGUGGCUGUGGGGGCGCAUUACGACACCGUGUCCAACUCUCCAGGUGUUAAUGAUGACGGAUCCGGAAUGGCGGCCUUGCUAGAGAUCGUCAGGGUGAUGACGUCAUGUAGUCAACAGAAUUACACCACCAUAUUUGUGGCGUUCGACAAGAGCGAAGUUCACGGUGUCUCCCCCCUUGACGUCUCCAUCAACCCCUGUCAGACCAAGCUCGGGUCGGACGACUUUGUCUGCUCCUGGCUCCUCCCCUUCCUCCAGUCUUCAGGAGGUCCAGAAUUCCAGGGAAUCUUCAUGUUGGAGACCAUCAUGAACUAUGACCCGCGGACAUACGUGCAAUACUUUCCUGAAAGAUUCCAAGUGAUGUACCCAAACGCGUACCUUGACUCCACAACCGCCAACAUGUCGGGAAACUUCCUCAUGUUGAUCCACAAGCCUGACGAGGCAGAGCUGGUGACGGCGUUACAGCAGACAUGGGCGGAGACCACACAGGAACCCGCCGCGGCCAAGUUACUGGACGUCACGGUACAAUCGGAAGGCAGAGCAGCAGCUGGCUCUUACAUCUUCGGGCCAAGUGACUGUCUGCCGUUUUGGGCAAAAGCCCCGUACUUCCGAUGUGUGUCUUUGACAGAUACAGCUAAUUACCGAGGAACUAUGCGGCAGUGUUACCACAACCCAUGUGACAACGUCACCAGCAUCACUGACGAGAAGUUGACCUUCCUGGCCAAGGUCACGAACGCCGUGGUGCAGACGACUCUAAGACUUGCUCAGGUCAACAUGGACUCCUGCUCCGCAGACUUGUGUCUAGACUACCAUGACCAGUGUCCGGACUGGGCGGCGGCCGGGGAGUGCGGGCGGAACGAGGGAUACAUGCUGGGGGCGUGCAGGAAGAGCUGUGAUACCUGCGCACAAGAUUUCUGUAUGGACUACUACCACCGGUGUGAGGACUGGGCGGCUGACGGGGAGUGUGACCAGAAUCCCCGGUACAUGAUGGUGGCCUGCCGCCUGAGCUGUAACGCCUGCGAAGUGCCAACAACACCAACGGGUUGUAAAGACGACAACGCUCUGUGCCCGGCCUGGGCGUCUGACGGGGAGUGUGAAACUAACCCCACAUGGAUGCUGGAUUCAUGCCAGCUCAGCUGUGGAUCCUGUGCAGUAGAGUGCAAGCCUGGGUUCAAGGGUUACCGUGGGAAGUGCGAGGCCAGUCGGACGUACAAGUUAUCCAUCCGCCUCAAGUCCCGCCCGUUCUCAGACGCCCUGAGGAAGAACCAGAGUACGGAGUACGUGGCCCUGGCCGCCGAGGUGACGGACACCGUCCAGGAUCUCUUCCGGAUUUCUAACAUCUCGGAGGUCUUCCAGGGAGCCACAGUCCUGGGCUUCCGGGCGGGGAGUGUGAUUACUGACCUGAAGGUCCACAUCUUGCAGUCAGCAGAGGAAGGUCAGGAGGAGGUUAUAGCGGCGUUCCGUGAAGCUCUGGAAUAUAAGAACGGGACAGAAUUGAACAUCGACUUGAACCUGUUCGAUGUGACGGACAUGGACGAGUGUGCCGCCCCCCAGCACAACGACUGUUCGGACAAGGCGUCGUGUACGAACACGGUGGGAUCCUUUACCUGCCAGUGCCGGGACGGGUACGAGGACCAGUCGGCCGCUCGUGGCGACAACCCCGGGCGGGUUUGCGUGGUCCCCGCGGGGAAGAGCAAGGCGGUGUGGAUCGCCGUUGCCUGCGGGGUUUUACUAGCCUGCAUCGUGGUCGGGGUAGUGAUCUACAAGCGUAGACAGCGGAAGAACGCUGAGCAGGAAGCCAUCAUACAGGGGGACAGGGAAGCCAUCAUUCAGGAACCUUUCGAGGACGCACACUCAUCCCCCGCUAGGAGCACACCCAUCCAACUUGGCCGGAUGUCUUGAAGAUAUCUCCAAGUCUUUAAGGAAAAGCUCCCCUAACCGACACUAUAGAGGAAAGGCAAUAUCCAGAUACAAAAAUAUGAACGUAGAUCGUUUUAAUUCUGCAAGUUUCCUAACUGUGCCAAUUUGUAAUCAUAACAUAAGAAUAUUUCCCAGGUAAGCGAUUUCCUUGGUAAUAUAUCUUAACACUGAAGAUAUUAUUAUCAUUAUCAACGAUCAACUGUGGAAAAUAUGUCAAUUGUAUUAAAAUCACAAGUGGCGA